Molecule: messenger RNA, 622 nt
Organism: Macrosteles quadrilineatus (aster leafhopper)
Lineage: Eukaryota; Metazoa; Arthropoda; Insecta; Hemiptera; Cicadellidae
Product: putative defense protein
Exons: 4
Coding region: 39-548 (169 amino acids)
Molecular function (GO): oxidoreductase activity, acting on metal ions
Source: RefSeq, a predicted model, not a curated record
GUGAAGUUGACCGACAAGUUGAGUUUUUUCUGGAACAUAUGGUUUUUCCUAGGAUUUUCUUAGCCCUGCUCAGUCUCCUGUUCCUGUCUGUCCGGAGUUAUCCCUCAGGAGCUCCUCCAGAUGUUUGUGAGACUCUGGAUCCCUCGGCCGGACACGGAGGUAAGCCUAUGAAAACUGCGUUGCCUUACCACUUGAUGACGGAUGUCAGGAAGGUAGACAGCAACGGCCACGUGUUCUUCAGGAUCAGGGCAAAGCCCCCAGCCACCUUCCAGGGCUUCAUGGUUCAGGUGAUUGGAGAAAGAGAGGGAAAACCUGUCGGAACUUUCACAGACAUGGACGACGUUAAGACUAUGGAGUGCUUCGGCAAACCCGACAAUACAGCAACUCACAUAGACAACAGCGCUAAAGAAGAAGUGGUUUUGCGAUGGGUACCAGACAAUGAUUAUUCUGGAAGAGUCUUCUUUACGGCAUCAGUCGUCAAAAACAUCAGGGAAUUCUGGGUUCGAAAAACUGCCAAGCCAGUAGACGUACAAAGGGCAAAACAAUAAAAUUAUAACUCCAACAGCACCAUAUUGUAUUAUAUUUCAUUUCUUACAUUGUGUGCAUUUUCAUGUUAUUAAUU